AUGGAAGGAAACACAGAUACUAGCAAUGCGUCGGGCUCUGGAACUGGAGCUGGAGCUGGACCUGCUGGGCCAGAAAUUGAUCCCAUCAUGAAUCAAAUAAAUGACUAUCCAGAAGAGGAACCUGGACUCACUUUUGAACAACGUGUGGCUCUUCAGAUUGCCAAGGAACGGGACACCCAACGGAGACAACAACAGCGGAAAAACAAAUCUGACGGACAGCGUGCUAGGAAAGAGCCCAAUACAGACGAUAUCAAGCUUGUAGGACUCACCUCUGCUCUACAAGAGUGGGCUAGGGCCCUGCUUGGUCUACCUCAACAAUCCAGUAGCACCUCUUCAAAAAUCACUGCUGCUGCUGUACUCCAACGCCACCUUCCAGCUGAAGCUACUGCUGAAGAGGUUGAGCACUGGACUCAAUAUUCUACUAAACGAACUGAAUAUUUAGACCUCAAUAUCAAACAGAAGAUGGACGAAAUUUUUUCAAAAAACCCCUCUGCAACUGAAACUGUCAAGCAUGUCACCAAAAUCAAAGUGACCAAGGAAGCCGUUCAGAUGUUCUUGAAAGCAUUUCCACCUGAAAAAUUUGUAUCUCAAGUAGCCCAUUCAACAGCCUCCAUCACCACCUACAAUGCUACUCGUUUAUCUUCAGCUGAAUCCAAAUUUUCUGAAUGUGGCUUCUCUCAAAUCACUUUCCAAUGGACCAGCGCAGCCAAAACCCCUUGGAACAUGGCAAUGUUAGACACCUUAAUUACUACCUGGUUAGAUUGUUACCAUGCUCGAGGUGUACCAUCCGGCUUCCUAAUUGACUCCACUUUCAAUAUUACACUCGAAACCAGGAACAUACUUGUCCGCUGGGUUACAAACAAGCGCAGAACCUAUCACGAUGAGGAGAAGGAGAAGAAGUUGGUCUCUACCCCUGGCGGACCUGAACAACUGGUCAAGAAAAAACUUUCAGCCAAGGAGAAAGCAGCUUUGAAAGCCAUGAGGAAAAAGCUUUGUGAAAAAAGGGCUGCAGCAGUAGAGCCCUACUUUUGUACAUUUGUGGGUCCAUUCAAAGUACUACUCAGCUCCCAAGAGGUUCAUUAUGAGACAGAGAUGGACCCAGAAAAGCCUGGCAAAUUUAGGAAGGUCAAGCUCAACUGGCGGUCACCAUUGCUGGACGAAUUGACCACUCUGGCUGAUAGUGCUGCUCCCAAGAGGGAGAAGACUGACAAAGGCAAAGAACGCCUCAAAGAAUUUUUCACAUCCAGAGGGGAGUAUUCCCCACAUGUUCCUGAUCCUGAAGAUCAACUUCCUCCUAAGGCUCUGCCAAAAUGCCUCAUCAAGGAAUCAAUACUGAGUGAGGGUAUUGAUGAGAUCACCAUUGAUAGUUUGGAGUUGUCAGAGACCCCAGUGGAUCUCCAAUCAGCCAUUGAGGUUUUGAGAAAGAAGCUUGGAAAAGGCAACUUCAUGACAGUUUCUUCUUGA
This is a messenger RNA of Melampsora larici-populina 98AG31, 1464 nucleotides long. RefSeq lists its product as uncharacterized. Bases 1 to 1464 code for a protein of 487 amino acids. The transcript has 4 exons. The record is from RefSeq and is a predicted model, not a curated record. Lineage: Eukaryota; Fungi; Basidiomycota; Pucciniomycetes; Pucciniales; Melampsoraceae.